AUGAGAAUCAUCGCGAUCCUUUCGGCCUUUGCUGCCACAGCUCUCGCAAUACCAGGCUGCCCAACCUCCUUCAUUCAACCAUAUGGCGAACUGCCAAAAGGUCGCACCUUCGCGCCCCGAGACAUCUUCCAAAUCAGCGAAAAGAAACCUACCGAAUUUUUCUCACCCGACAGCUGGGCGGGUACAACCGCAAGAGACAAAUGCACCGUCUUCAACAUACCCUUGGAUGCCGACAGGGCCAGAGGCAAAACCUGCAACCUUGUCUUCAACUUCCCCGACUACAAGCAAGCACCAGGUAUAUCCCGCAUGAUCGGCCCAGGCCACUUCAUGUUCCACCCCUUUGCCCACGGCGCUCGGGUUCCACUUCCCAUCGUUACAACUUGGAGUAAUAAACCUCCGCUUAGUAUCACACCACCGAUUACCAUAAAGCAGUUUGCUCCCCGCCAUAGUUACGUUCUUAGCUCGGGGCCGUGCUAUGUUUCUCAGGAGCAAAAGGGAGUAGUGGUGAGGAGCGGUAUGCUGUGCUCCAAGGACACUUUGUUGUGGUUUAAACAGAGCGACGACAGGUGUCCUAUGGGACUCUAUCUGAUCAUUUCCGAGCCGGAUGGUUCCGAUUAG
Messenger RNA from Bipolaris victoriae FI3, 618 nucleotides. RefSeq lists its product as hypothetical. The transcript is spliced from 2 exons. The coding region runs from base 1 to 618 and encodes 205 amino acids. The record is from RefSeq and is a predicted model, not a curated record. Lineage: Eukaryota; Fungi; Ascomycota; Dothideomycetes; Pleosporales; Pleosporaceae.